AUGGAAAGAAGACGAAGAACCCGUAAGGGCACACGGAGCUGUUGGGAGUGCAAGCGGAAAAAGAUCAAAUGUACAUUUUCAAUACCGACUAUCAAUACCUGCGACGGCUGUAAACGCCGGGGAAGCUCCUACAUCGGCCAGGAAUUCCCUGAAGGUCCUGGGGAUAAUCGAAGACAACUUGGUGAUAGAAUUGGCGUAGUCGAGGAGCUUGUUGGACAAUUAAUCAACGAUUCCAGAAAUCCCAUCCUGCAGGAAACUUCACUAGGGGCAACCGCUCCAGGUGUAUCCCUGGAAGCCCAAGCAGAUUACCAGCACUCAAGUACAUCUCCCUACUCUGAGGGUUUGAUUACAGCUUCUGAACUCCCGGACGCCGGGCGCUGCCGUUGGUCUACUUUGAUAUCCGACACUCUCGAUAUUCAUGGGGAACAACGAUCAGGAGAUAAAUACGCUAAAAUCUCUCAGGCUCUUCUGGAGGCUUGGCCUUGUUCAAACGACCGGAAUUUUUUAUUAGGUGCUAUUGUUGGAAGCACAGGGUUCUGCGGUGUGGUUUGUACGCCGUACUCCGGCGUCGUCGGGUUUCAAAAGCCUUCUCCAGAAGACAUACUUCGACCCCCAUCACAAAAAACUCACCCGGUCUUAAUUGCCCGGAAACUCAUCAAGGUGGCCGCGUAUCUACAAGGGUUCGCUCCCAAAACAGUCCAGCAGCUCACGGGGUUGAGUAUUUCUCAUCACGAUAUCAUGCAUCGAGCUGUUGAAACCGCGGUUCGGCUAGUAACUAGCAACGAGGACCUUGUCGUAUCAGUGGAAGGUAUUGAGAGCAUAAUGAUAGAGAGCAUGUUUCAAUAUAGCGAGGGAAAUCUUCGUCGUGCAUAUCUAUCUAUGCGCCGCGCAUUAGUGCUUGCUCAAAUGAUUGGUCUCGACAAAGCGGAAUGCAACAACUCGCCAUUGUUGAAGUUCAUCGAUCCAGAGACCCGUGUAUGCAUUGACCCGCAACAAAUGUGGUUUCGGCUUCUUCAAUCCGACCGAUACCUCUCAUUGAUGUUGGGGUUGCCACAAGGAACGGCGGACACCAAUUUUGCUACCCCUGCGGCUUUGGAGGGUCGAACUCCUAUGGAGCGCAUGGAACGGAUUGAUUGCUUAGCUGCCGGACGAAUAAUACAGCGAAACUCUGCUGAUAUGCAGGAUUUAAAGGUGACCCAAGAAAUCGACAAAUUGCUACAAGACGCUGCAGCUUUGAUGCCGCCAAAAUGGUGGCUAGCGCCGGAUCUUACGUCGAGGGCUAUUGACGACAAGGAUGCUAUUCAAGAUACGAUCCGGCUAAUAAAUCAGACUACACACUACCAUCUACUAGAGCGUCUUCAUCUUCCAUAUCUCCUCCAUUCAUCUACGGAUCCUAAAUACGACUAUAGCAGAAUUACAGCUAUUAUUGCCAGCCGGGAGUUACUAUCACGUUUUGUGCCGUUUCAAGGUUCUCGGACUGUUGGGUCUUUUUGUCGUGGCCUCGAUUUCCUCGCCUUCACUGCCAGUACCGCGCUGUGUCUAGCACAUAUCAAUUCCCACCACCAAAGAACGACGCAGCUUGAUGGCGGAGGUGCACUCCUUAGCUUUUUGACCCACCAACGGCCCAGCGAUCGCGGUAUGCUUGAGCAAGUACUUGAGAAUAUGACGGAUGUAGCUCGAACUCGAAAUGAUAUAGCUGCUACAAAGAUUGCCAGUAUCACCCGUCACCUACUCUAUAUCGAGGCCGAUGCUGCCUCUGGCGGCAGUUAUACUACCAAUUCUUCCUAUACUAACGAUGGGGAAGAGAUAGACUACAACGGAAAGAUCAGUGACGGUGGAACAGUUUUGAGAAUAUACAUCCCAUAUCUAGGUACAAUUAAGAUUGAGAGAGAUAGAAUCUCUAGGUCUGACACGGCGUUGCCGCCGACAGCAAUUUCCAACUUUGACCCACCCCAAUCUGAGGUCUUACUGACAAAUUACGAACAAAACCAAGUACUUGGGGAUAAUUUUCUGUCCGACUCUCGCCAGCCAGGCUUUAAUUCUGAUGGCUCUACGUUUACGGACGCACAAUGGUUUGUCCCUAGCUUGGAUCUCGGUAACGAGUGGGAUUUACAAGGCGUGGACCUAGCAUUUUUCGAUAGUGUCUUCCGAUUUUGUGGUGAUGAAUAA
Messenger RNA from Orbilia oligospora ATCC 24927, 2169 nucleotides. RefSeq lists its product as uncharacterized. Gene Ontology annotation, molecular function: DNA-binding transcription factor activity, RNA polymerase II-specific; zinc ion binding. Gene Ontology annotation, biological process: regulation of DNA-templated transcription. The record is from RefSeq and is a predicted model, not a curated record. The coding region runs from base 1 to 2169 and encodes 722 amino acids. The transcript has a single exon. NCBI's taxonomy places the organism in Eukaryota, Fungi, Ascomycota, Orbiliomycetes, Orbiliales, Orbiliaceae.